CGGCAGCGGCGGCGGCGCGGAGGAGCGGGGGACCGGCCCGGCAGCACUGAGCCCGGCACCGCCUGCCCUGCGAGCGGACGAGGCGAGAGCGAGCGGGAGAGACGGCGAGAGGCGCUGCGUCCCCCCCCCCCUCCCCCCCCCCCCUCAGCAGCCCGGCGGACCGACCGACCCUGCCCGAGGCGCUGCUGCGGCUCCCCGGGGACACGCCGCCGCCUCGGCUGCCCCGCUCCCCGCCGACCCCCGGGUCCCAGCUCCCCCCGCCGCCCACCCGGGUCCCUGCCGGAUCUCUGCGGAGGACACGGAGAGAGCCGCGGGAUCUCCCCCCCCUCCCCACCCCCGCCUGCCCGCGGAUCCCGCUGCGAGCCAGGCACACAGACUGUCGGGUUUCCCCGCUCCCUCCUCCCUCCGUGAAAGACUUUGCUGGAUCCUCCUCCCCGGAUCCCCUCCCCGCGCUCGCUCCUUCCUGCGGGAGCGGCUGCAGGAUCCUCCUCCCGCCCCGGAUCGCCCGCGGGGUCCCUGCGGAGCCGCGGACCCUCCUCCCCUCGCAGAGACACCGCUGGAUCCUCCGCCCCCCCCUGGACCUCCCGGCGGGAUCCUCCUCCUGCCCGCAGCCCCAUGUGAGACUCCGCAUCCCCCCCGUGCCUCCGAGGUGGUGUUUUAUUUUUUUUUUUCCCCUCCUCCUUUUAUUUUGAAGGGGGGAUCCAUCUUAAAACUCUUUUCUGGAUCCCAGUUUCUCUUUUUGAUUUGCACUUUUUGAAAAGCCCUCAGAUGCUCCUCCAUGUGGACUGAGAACCCAUCAAGACACACACACGAGAACUCAUCCCGAUCAACUCCAAAUCCUGGCUUUUCGUGGGUUUUGCUGCAACACAUAAAAGCAAACUUGUAUUUAAGACACACUCGUGCAAAAAUUUAGCUGGGGACUUGAACGUGUAGUUUGUCUUGGUUUCUUGGUCUUGGUUAUUUUUUUGUUGUCUUUUUUUUCUUUUUCUUUUUUUUUUUUUUUUUUUUUUGCUUCACUGGAAAUCGAAAGCUUGUUUUGGAAUUGGACCUGCUUUUGCUGCACUUCUCUUCUGGGCUGGAUAACACUGAAGCUCUUUGCUUUUCUACUUGGAUAGUGUUUUCCUGUUGAUCUGUUGGGUUUUUUUUCAUCUCCUGUGUGGCAGACUUUUUUUUUCCCUGAGGGGGGUAAACAAACGACGACGACAACAACAAAAAACUUAAUUUUUUUGGCCGUGUGAGAUUUUUUUUUCGUAUUCAUAUUCGUGAAAUUACGGGUACACUUACAAAAAAAUUAAAAAAAAAAAAAAGCGUUAAAAAUAAGAAAGGAACACGUCAGAAAGACCCCUACACGGUAGACAAAAUACUCACUUGUUUCCUUACAGCAAGACUGAAUCGAAAGCUGCCAAAGAGCCCCAUAAAGAAAAGACUAAAAGGGAGAAAGAACAAGAAACACAAGAAGAGGAACAUUUGAUGGAAGAAAAGAAAAAGAAAAAGCAGGAAGAAAAGAAAAAGAAGGAAGGUGCUCAGAAAAAGGCUGCUGAACAAAAAACCAAAGUGCCAGAACCUAUUAAGACCAGUUUAAGCCAGCCCCAACCUGCCGGUACCGGUACCAGUACUUCCACCAGCACUCUCACCAACAGCAGCAAUGGCAAGCGCGCGUCUGCUAACGGGCAGCAGCCUGCGGCGUCCCGAUACCUGCCUCGAGAGGUGCCUCCCCGCUUCCGCCAGCAGGAACAGAAGCAGCUCCUAAAGCGGGGGCAGCCACUGCCCACCGGGGCUCUGAGCGCCCCCGGCCCGGCCCCGGGCACGGCAGCAGCGGGAGCCAGCCCUCCUCCUCCUCCUCCUCCUCCUCCUCCUCCUCCGCAGGGAGCAGCGGGACAGCAGCAUCCCGGCAAGGCCCAGCCAGAUCUCAGCCACAGUGGAUUGGGAGACCAUUAUGAGAAUUCCCACUGGGGACAGCAGCCCGCUUUCAGGAGUGAAGGCAACUGCAGCUGGGAUAAAGUGAUAAUAGACAGGACUGACAAGGAAGCGUGGCCUUCCAUUACCGGAGCUGAGACUGAGUCUGCCUCAGAAUGUACUACAGACACUGACUCUGCCUCCAACUGUGGCUCAGAGAACAGUAGCAUGGCUACAGGGAGUGCCCAAGGCAACUUCACUGGACAUACAAAGAAAACUAAUGGCAAUAAUGGCGCCAACGGAGCACUCGUCCAAAGCACUUCUAACCAGAGUGCCCUUGGAGCUGGUGGAGCAAACGGCAACGGCAGCUCGGCCAGGGUGUGGGGGGUGGCUGCAGGCUCCAGCUCUGGCCUAGCUCACUGCUCUGCCAGUGGUGGGGAUGGAAAGAUGGACAACAUGAUGGGAGACGGUAGAAGUCAGAACUGCUGGGGUGCUUCCAACUCGAAUGCUGGCAUUAAUCUUAACCUUAACCCUAAUGCCAAUCCAGCUGCCUGGCCUGUACUCGGACAUGAAGGAACUGUGGGAGCAGGCAACCCUUCCAGUAUUUGCAGUCCAGUCAGUGCCAUAGGUCAGAACAUGGGCAACCAGAAUGGGAACCCAACAGGCACUUUAGGUGCCUGGGGAAACUUGCUGCCGCAAGAGAGCACAGAACCACAAACGUCCACUUCUCAGAAUGUGUCUUUCAGCGUACAACCUCAGAACCUUAACACUGAUGGACCAAAUAACACUAACCCCAUGAACUCUUCACCAAACCCUAUCAAUGCAAUGCAGACAAACGGACUGCCGAACUGGGGGAUGGCCGUGGGCAUGGGGGCCAUCAUUCCGCCCCACCUGCAAGGCCUUCCUGGUGCUAAUGGAACAGCGGUUUCUCAAGUCAGCGGGGGCAGUGGUGAAGGAAUGGGCAGUUCAGUGUGGGGGAUGUCCCCAGGUAAUCCUGCCACAGGAAACAGCAAUUCUGGGUUCAGUCAGGGGAAUGGAGACACUGUGAACUCAGCAUUAAGUGCUAAACAAAACGGAUCCAGCAGUGCUGUGCAAAAGGAAGGAAACGGAGCGAACGCGUGGGACUCGGGGCCUCCCUCUGGCCCCGGGGUCCUGGCGUGGGGCAGGGGCGGUGGCGGCGGCGGGGUUGGCAGUGUGCAUUCUGGAGCGUGGGGCCACCCCAACCGCAGCACCAGCAACGGUGUCAACGGGGAGUGGGGCAAGCCCCCAAACCAGCAUUCCAAUAGCGACAUCAAUGGGAAAGGAUCAACAGGGUGGGAUAGCUCGAGUGUUACCAGUCCGAAUCCUGCCAUGCAGCAGGGCAAUGAACAAAUGAACUCUUGGGCCAAAGCUGCAGCAUCUGGCACCACGGCUAGUGAAGGAAGCAACGACAGCGGUGGGAGUCAAAAUGAAGGCAGUACUGGGAGGGAGGGGGCUGCAGAGGGCAGGAGGAGAGACAAAGGGAUGAUAGACCAAGGGCAAGUUCAGUUGCCAAGAAAUGACCUUGACCCCAGGGUCCUGUCCAAUACGGGGUGGGGACAGACCCCUGUAAAGCAAAACACUGCCUGGGAAUUUGAAGAGUCCCCACGGUCUGAACGGAAGAAUGACAAUGGAACAGAGGCCUGGGGUUGUGCAGCUACUCAAUCUUCAAACUCAGGGGGGAAGAACGAUGGGUCCAUCAUGAACAGUACAAAUACCUCUUCAGUAUCUGGGUGGGUCAACUCUCCACCGGCAGCUGUUCCAACAAAUACAGGUUGGGGAGACAAUAACAACAAAGCACCAAAUGGCCCGGGGGGGUGGGGAGAGUCAGCAAGCUCUACUACUGUUAAUAAUGCUGCUGCUGCCAAAAGCGGCCACGCUUGGAGUGGGACCGCAAAUCAGGAGGACAAAUCACCUACCUGGGGUGAACCUCAGAAACCCAAAUCUCAAAACUGGGGAGAUGGACAGAAAUCAAAUCCAAGCUGGACUUCAGGAGGUGGAGACUGGACAGAUUCAUCAUCUGUUCCUGGACACUUGGGUGAUGGGAAGAAGAAUGGAUCUGGAUGGGAUUCUGACAAUAGAUCGGGGUCUGGCUGGAAUGAUUCCACAAGGUCUGGGACCAGUGGGUGGGGAAAUGGCACAAACAGCAAGGCUAAUACAGGUACAAGUUGGGGGGAAUCUUUAAAGCCAGGCCCCCAACAAAAUUGGGCUAAUAAACCCCAGGACAACAAUGUGAGUAACUGGGGAGGAGCUGCUUCUGUAAAACAGACGGGGUCAGGGUGGGUUGGUGGGCCAGUUCCAGCCAAACAAAAAGAGAACUGUGAGGCUACUGGCUGGGAAGAGCCAUCUCCACCGUCCAUUCGCCGCAAGAUGGAAAUCGAUGAUGGUACCUCAGCUUGGGGCGACCCAAAUUACAACAACAACAAGACUGUAAACAUGUGGGAUAGAAAUAAUCCUAUAAUUCAGAGCAGUACCACAACCAACACCACCACCACUAGCACCAUUAUCAACACCAACAUGGUUGAACCUCAGCCAUCGCACCAGUCAAGUGCCCAGCCGAACCGGUCCCCGCUGCUUGGCCCAGCAGGCUGGGGAGAGAUGCCUGCUGUCCACACCAAGAGCGAAGCUUCCUGGGGAGAGCCCUCCUCCCCUUCUGCUGCAGUUGAUAAUGGCACUUCGGCGUGGGGGAAGCCCCCCAGCAGUGGGACCGGGUGGGGAGAGAAUCCUGCUGAGCCGGCAGGGACCUAUGGAAGAACAAACGCUCCAGCUGCUGCCCCAGCACUGUGCAAACCAGCUUCAAAAUCUAUGCAAGAAGGCUGGGGCAGUGGUGGGGAUGAAGUGAAUCUCAGUACUAGUCAGUGGGAAGAUGAAGAAGGAGAUAUGUGGAAUAACACUGCUUCACAAGAGAGCAGCUCCUCCUGUAAUUCCUGGGGGAAUGCCCCGAAGAAAGGACUUCAAAAGCCCAAAACAAAUCCGCGCUUGUCCCUUGGUACUUUCUGGAGAACUGAAAGGAAGAGACUUCUUAAGGAUUUUGUGAUAGAAAAGCUGCACAGAGAUCUUUUAAAGGGCAUGAAGACAUCUAGCAAGCAGGAUGAGGCCUGGAUCAUGAACCGUCUGAUAAAACAGCUCACAGACAUGGGCUUCCCUAGAGAGCCAGCAGAAGAGGCCUUGAAGAGCAACAGUAUGAAUCUUGAUCAGGCCAUGAGUGCUCUGCUGGAAAAGAAGGUGGAAAUGGACAAGCGUGGAAUGGGAGUGACCGACUAUAAUGGAAUGGUCACCAAACCCCUUGGCUGCCGCCCACCACCAAUCUCCAAAGAGUCUUCCAUGGACCGCCCCACCUUCCUUGACAAGCUCACCCUUUCUUUCUCCAAUCAGGAUGGCGGCCUAGUGGAAGAGCCCACUACUUCACCAUUUUUGCCUUCACCAAGCCUGAAGCUCCCCCUUUCAAACAGUGCACUCCCUAAUCAGACCCUGGGCGGGAUUGCCUCAGGGCUGGGCAUGCAAAACUUGAAUUCUUCUAGACAGAUACCGAGUGGCAAUCUGGGUAUGUUUGGCAAUAGCGGAGCAGCACAAGCCAGGACCAUGCAACAGCCGCAGCAACCGCCAGUGCAACCUCUUAAUUCAUCCCAGCCUAGUCUUCGUGCUCAAGUGCCUCAGUUUCUAUCCCCUCAGGUUCAAGCACAGCUUUUGCAGUUUGCAGCAAAAAACAUUGGUCUCAGCCCUGCACAGUUAACCUCGCCAAUUAAUAAUCCUCAGCAUAUGACGAUGUUGAACCAGCUCUAUCAGCUGCAGCUGGCGUACCAACGUUUACAAAUCCAGCAGCAGAUGUUACAGGCUCAGCGUAACGUUUCCGGACCCAUGAGACAACAGGAGCAGCAAGUUGCACGUACAAUCAAUAACAUGCAGCAGCAGAUCCAGCAGCACCAGCGCCAGCUGGCCCAGGCCCUGCUUAUGAAGCAGCAGCCUCCCCCUCCACAUCUAUCUUUGCACCCCUCUGCAGGCAAAUCAGCCAUGGAUAGCUUUUCACCCCAUCCCCAGGCUCCCGGCCUACCUGACCUGCAGACCAAAGAGCAACAGUCUUCACCGAACACCUUUGCUCCUUACCCUCUUGCUGGACUGAACCCGAACAUGAAUGUAAAUAACAUGGACAUUACUGGUGGUUUGUCAGUGAAGGACACUUCUCAGUCCCAGUCUCGCCUUCCUCAGUGGACACACCCCAACUCAAUGGAUAAUCUGUCUAGUGCUGCUUCUUCGCUUGACCAGAACUCCAGCAAGCACGGUGCUAUCCCUGGAGGUUUGAGUAUUGGUCCUCCGGGAAAGUCCUCCCUCGAUGACUCCUACGGCCGCUAUGAUCUGAUCCAGAACAGUGAGUCUCCUGCCAGCCCACCUGUAGCUGUUCCUCACAGCUGGUCACGUGCCAAAUCUGAUAGUGAUAAGAUUUCCAAUGGCUCCAGCAUAAACUGGCCACCAGAGUUUCACCCAGGAGUGCCAUGGAAAGGACUGCAGAAUAUUGAUCCUGAAAAUGACCCCGAUGUUACUCCUGGCAGUGUUCCAACUGGGCCUACCAUAAACACCACGAUACAGGAUGUGAAUCGCUAUCUGCUCAAGAGUGGAGGGUCAUCCCCAACAUCAUCUCAGAAUGCCACGCUGCCUUCAUCGAGUGCCUGGCCGCUUAGUGCCUCCGGCUACAGUAGCUCUUUCAGCAGCAUUGCAUCUGCACCUAGCAUUGCAGGUAAACUGUCAGACAUCAAGUCCACGUGGUCCUCUGGCCCGAUCUCUCACACCCAAGCCUCUCUGUCCCACGAACUCUGGAAGGUACCCAGAAACACUACAGCUCCGACAAGACCUCCUCCAGGCUUAACCAACACCAAGCCAUCCUCCACGUGGGGUGCCAGUCCCCUGGGCUGGACCAGCUCUUACUCCUCUGGUUCUGCAUGGAGUACUGACAGCUCAGGGAGAACAAGCAGCUGGCUGGUUCUUAGGAACCUCACCCCCCAGAUCGAUGGUUCCACACUGCGGACACUGUGUUUGCAGCACGGCCCUCUCAUCACAUUCCACUUGAACCUGACCCAAGGGAAUGCUGUGGUCCGAUACAGUUCCAAGGAGGAAGCAGCCAAGGCCCAGAAGUCUCUGCACAUGUGUGUCCUGGGCAACACUACCAUCCUGGCGGAGUUUGCUGGUGAGGAAGAAGUGAACCGUUUCCUGGCGCAGGGGCAGGCGCUGCCGCCCACCUCCAGCUGGCAGUCCAACACUGGAUCCACCCCGAGCCGCCUGGGCUCCUCGGGCAGCUCCCACGGGCUGGUGCGCCCCGACGCCGGCCACUGGAACCCCCCGUGCCUGGGGGGCAAGGGCAGCAGCGACCUGCUCUGGGGGGGGGUGCCCCAGUACUCCAGCAGCCUUUGGGGCCCCCCCAGCGCCGACGACGGCAGAGUCAUCGGGAGCCCCACGCCCCUCAACACCCUCCUGCCGGGGGAUCUGCUCAGCGGGGAAUCCAUCUAGGAGAGGAGAGAAAACAAAAUGGAAAUAACAAUCAUCAGCACUAAAGGAAAACAAAAAAAAUUUAAAAAAAAAUAAAAAAAUAAAAAAAGGAAAAAAAAAAAAAAAAAAGAGAGAAAGGUAACCCUUUCCAGUCCCGGGCUUGAUGAAGAAUCCAGCUUUAACCCAUGAGACUGGCAGCCCUCCUUAGUACCUCUGUCCAAUAUCGAAUCCGAAACUGCAGAAGUCCUUGUGAACUGUUCCUGAAACAGUAUGGGCUCCUUUGGUCAGUGUCACAUGCUAAUGACAGGUUUUAUUUUUUUUUCAUGGCUUUUUUUUGUUUUACGUCGUCUUUUUAUGUUUGUAUGGUGAUUUUUCAAAACCAAGUAUAAAAGCUGCUUAGAAUAGGUCUAUCAUGAAGGGCACUUUUCAGAAUUUGGGCUGGAAAGGGUUAUUUUAUCAGCUGGGGGGGGGUUGGGAAGGGGGAAAUGAAAGCCUAUUUAAAUGAGCCUGUGACUAUUAUGCACAUUACAGAGGCGGACCCAAUAAUCAGAAAGGGUGAAGUGUGAUAUUUACCAUUGGUACAGAAAAGUGAUGAAUCCGAGUGGCAACUCUGGACUGUACAGGUUGAAGGGGGGGGAGGGAGGGCAGGGUUGGGGUAUCUCUGUGUCCACUACUCCCAUGGAUCUGCCUAUGCACAUUACCCUUGUUUCAUUACUUUUUCAUGUCAUUUUUUUAAAUCCCAAAAAAUAUAAAAAGUAAAAAAAGAAUAAAAAAAAAUCAACAAAGAAACAAAAAAAAAAUUUAAAAAAAAAAAAGCAACAAACCAUAUCAACAUGCAAAUACUUGAAUCCAGCAGGCCAAUAACAAAAUGUGAACGCUUUCUGAGUUGAAUUAUUACACUUCCAGGUCAGCAUCAGUACACAAAAAACAGGCUCUAAGAAUUUUUUUUUUUUUGUUUAAAGUUCAGACUCUAUGUUUUUGUUGGGACAGAUGUGAGUGUGUGUGUGUGUGUGUGCCUGUGUGUGCGUGUGCCCACGUGUGGUUUAACUCAACGUGUGAAGUUUUCUCCUUUGGUUCAGUAUAUGCUUUUUAUUUGCUCAUUGGUCAAAUGUUUAAUUGUUAUUAGCUUCUAACUUUGCACUGAGUGUCCGCAGCCCUUCUUGUAGCUAAUCCUGUAAUGGUAAAAACACACAAAAAAAAAAAAAAAAAAAAAACAAAAAAAAAAAGAAAAAAAAAGGAAAAAAAAAAAAAGGAAAGAAACUGAUAGAAGGGGCCGGCGACAAUUCACGUGUAAAUGUUUACUCAAGGACUCUUACUGCAUUUUAAAAAUUACAGUGUGUAUCUCUGGAGAAUAAUAUGUAUAUCUACCUUUAGCGGCUUUUUAUUGUGGACUAAUGCAACAAAAUUAUUACCGGAGUAUUGCACCAUUUUUCCAUUCGGAAUAUAAAGUUUAAAAAAAAGAAAAAAUACUCUUGUUGAACUGUGGCCAUAGAUAAUUGUAAAGAGUUGAUAGUUCCCUUGCAAGCAGGAACAGAAACAAGCACUUGGACAUAAGUUUUGACUGCUUUUGGAGGAGCCAGGAGUUUUGGCUCCCACCUGUUUACAGACCUUUUUUUCUCCUUCAAACUUUAAAAUAAAAAAAGGAAUUAAAAAAAAAAAAAAAAAAAAAAGAGAGAAAAAAAAACAAAAACAACAAAAAAAAAAGACUUCCAUCGUAAAGAAAACUAUUUUCAGAAUGAAGAUAUGCUACUUCAGAGCUCUGGGAUUGAACAGUGUUGUUGUAUUAUCCUUUUCUUUGGCCAUUGCUGUGUACUAUUUUUGUUGUUGUUUUCCUCCUCUUCGUCAAAGUGGCGAAAACUUUGUGAUCACUAUCUUGCACAUGGUGGAAGAUGUCUCAGGAAAGCCGGGUUUCCCGAGGAGCAACUCCACACCAUUUCAUGUAUUUUUAAAACCCAACUCCUAGCACUGAAGAUAUUAUUAAAAAACAAAAUAAAAUAAAAAAAAAAGACAGUAAGAAAGAAGAAAAUACCUAAUCUAAUGUGUAGCAGUUACAUAUUUACCAAAUAAUGGACUCAAAAGAAAUAGAUGUUUGAAGAGUGCUUUAUAUAUUAAAAAAUCGCUUUAUGUUUAAAAAAAGAUCAAUGUUUUUGAUUGUUUUGAAAGGAAGAAAGACAAUGGAAUAACAUACACUUCAAGUAUGUUUUAAAAAUUAUAUGAACAUUGUGCUCCCUGCCUGCUUGGAUCAGGAAACUUGUGCAUUACAUUUUUUUUUUUUUUUUUGGAAGAUUAGCUUUUUAAUGGUUUUAUCAGAUUUAAAGGGUCCUGCAAGAUUGCAAAUUAACAAAAGCUGGUUUUAUAGAGGAUCAUGAACUAUGCACAAACUGGGUUCAAGACUUGUUUUGUUUUUUUUUUUUUUGUUCCUCAAGUUUUAGUAGUGUAUUUAGCUGAAUAACCUUUCCUCAGAGUAAUUGCAUCUCAUUGCCAUUACACGCCUCCUACAUAUGUAUUUUAUAUAUAUAUACACACACACACUUAUAUAAAAUAUGUAUGUGUGUAUGUGCGUGUUUACAUACAAUUUUUCCAUGCUGAAGUUUAGCAUUGAGUUGUAGAAAAACUCCUGAUAUUUUCAAAUUGGGAAUGAAAAUUUCUGUUGGAGGGGUUGGGGAGGGGGGAGCUGGGUGGGUUUUGUUUCUUGGGGGGGCUUUUUUUUUUUUUUUUUUUUUUUUUUUUGCCUUUCCUUUUGAAUUAAAGAUGUCUGUAACUCUGAGAUUAAAAAGAAAACCAACAAUUGUGGCUUUUAAUGUUUAUUCUCCUCAUAGAAUGUGAUUGUUAAAAGAACAUGCACCGAAAGUUGCUUUCAAGAGUACGAAGAUUCUUUGAAACUUAAUAAAUUGCAGUUUUUUCUUGGCUGUUGAAAUAAUGUGUAUUUUUCUUUUACGCAGGGGAUACUAAAUAUAUAUAUAUAUUGUUAAAUCUGUGAAGGUAUUUCAAGGAAGAAGUUUAAUUUUGAAUGAGAAUGCAGUGUACAGCCAGACAAACCCCUCCUGCGCGUGUGCUCACCCCUCUGCUCUCUGCUGGUGACACUCAUGAGCUUUUCCAUCAACGCUUUGCACGUCUCAUCCAAGAGCAGCAGUACCCAUUUUUGUGUUCCAGUUCUGUUCUUCUCAUUUAUCCAUGUCUUUAGUACCACAGUAGGUGAGUUUGUAACCCCCUCCAGCCAGGCUGGGGGCUCCCCUGGCUCCACCCCAGUUUCUGGGCUGGAUGUCUCUAUAUAUAAAGUGCCAGUUCCACUGAUGUUUCGGAGGUGAGCAAAUAGCCCCUAAAAAGGGGGAGAAACAGCAAAAUAUUUUCAUGUUUGGCCUUGCAGGGUUUGAGUUUAGGAAGAUGUUAACCACCUGAAGGUUCUCUUACCCAAAGAUGCCAACCUGAGGCACAGGAGAUGCAGGGCUGAGGGUUCAUGGCGAGACCCCAGCCUUGCUCCCUUCCCUGGCUGAACACGACUGGGUGUUCUCCUCCUGCCUCCCCCAAACCAGUCCCUGACCCCUCACUGGCACUGGGGCCACUGGUGCUGGGUGUGAUGCUCAGCAGGGCUGGCCCCAGGUCUCAGGGGUCUGAGUUUGUCCAGUGGAGCUCAUUCCCCCAAUCCUUUUGGGAAGGAAAACAUUGCCAUGAGCAGCUGGUUUAUCGAGAGUGUUCCCAGCCCUGAGCCACCACCCACGCUCUCACUGGGAUUGUCCAUGAGCCACAAUUCCAGAAGAAAGACCCAGUGGGGCAGGGGGGUCUGAGUAGUGUUGGCAGAUAUGAUACAGUUCAAAAUACUCAAAUCCAGCUUUGGGAUAACUUCUGUUAUGGAAACAGCAAAAAUCCCCAGUCUGAAGCCUGUUCUGCCAAUUUUAUUGAUCUGGCCCCAAAGUCACGCAGCUGGUUUUUACUGGAAGUUGCCUCCCCUCCCACCUCCUGUAUAUUUUUCUCUUCCAAGAGUUUGUCGUGGAACUUAAAAGAGAGUUGCCUUUUCCUUCUGUGAUUCUUUGGUUUGUGUUUUGUUGGGCAUUUUGUCCUUGGCAAGGAGGGCUUUCAGUUUUGGUGUCUCUGGGUUUUGUUGCCAAGACAUUGAGGCCCCUUACGGGGUCAGGUGUUUUAUUCUUCCAUGAGGUUGGCAGCAAUGACUUUUUGUAAAUCAGAUCCACUCUUAAAAUUUAGAAACACACACACCCCCCACCCCCCCCAAUAUAUUAAAGGAAAUUUCAGCUUUUGGCCAAAACCAACCUUUUAGCAUUUUUGUAGCUCUUUAUUUUUUUCAGUGUCAUUCUUCUGCUUCAAUGCUAUCCAGUAUUUCUUAAAUUGUAAAGAAAACUCCUGAUGAUCAGGAUUCACCCUCUGGCUGCAGAAUCUUUACAAGAAAACAUUUUUAACACUUUGUGUUUUUCUGUAUAUUGCGUUUGCUGUACCCUCCAUGGCACCUUCACUGCAUGGCUCCCUGCCUUUAGGCCAAGAGAAUUUCUCUUUCCCAAGUGGUCUGAAAUUGUCAAAUUUCUUAGUUCUUUGUCUAGUUUGUGGGUGGCACUGGCAGAGCAGAUGUUUUGCUAUUCUCCGAGAAAUAUAUUAUUGUUCUUGCUAAUUCAAUAUAUGAUUGUGUAUGUGAAGGAGCUUUUUAAUUAAAAACAAAAAAAAUUGUAUAUGGCUAUCUGUAUGUGUUAAGAAUUACUGGAGUUGGAAGAGUCUGGAAAUGGAAUUGGAAAACCCUUUAGGAUUUGGGUUGUGGGCAGCUACAGCGUGGAGCUCUCCUGUGCCAGCGGACCCGAGGUGAGCUGAGCAUCCCCUGAUGUCGCACCCGAACUGCUGCUCUGAAUGUACAACCCCGCGUCCCGCCGAGCCGCUCCCGGCCGGGGGAGCGCUGGAGAACGGGACACGGAGCUCAAGGAACUCUCGGUGCCACCCGCACGGAUGCCUGGCGUGCCCUGCCCGGGGGGAAUCGCGGCUCCGGCAGGGCUGGAAGUGCCCUCGGCUCCAGCGGGAUCGGGAGGUCCCUGCGGGUCCCGGGACUGUCUCACCCACGUCCUUGUGUCGCCUCGGCGGCGGCAGCGCACCCGUGAAACCUUAACUGCGGGGCAGCCGGCCGUGCUGUGCCCUCAGCUCCCCUCCUUCCCGGGCCGCCUCUGCCAGGAGCACCCUCCGUGUGCCCUGGAACUCGGGAGAGGCCCCCCAGCACUCACCCCACCGUAGCUUUCCCAGGGAGGACGGACUCACGCCCAUGUUCUAGUGGGCUCCCGGCGUCUGCACCCGAUCGCUCAGGUUACUCUGCCAGCUCCAUCCGCAGCGCCGGCCGGCCCUGCACGGACAGUCCCGCGGUCACCACUGUCCCCACCGCCCCUGCUGUCCCAGGAGGAUGUUCCAUUGACAUGGAGAUGACACUUUUUUGUCCUGUGUGUGCCCCCCGUGUUUGUUUUUUACUGUCCGAUGCAUUGCAAAUGAGUCGCUUGUAAAUUUUACUCUGAUGAAAACGUGGUCCCGGUGCAGUCAUGAUUUCAGGGUUAUUAAAAUGUUGUAAAACACGA
Corvus hawaiiensis (hawaiian crow) is the source of this 12947-nucleotide messenger RNA. RefSeq names its product trinucleotide repeat containing adaptor 6C (gene TNRC6C). The record is from RefSeq and is a predicted model, not a curated record. Lineage: Eukaryota; Metazoa; Chordata; Aves; Passeriformes; Corvidae. Gene Ontology annotation, cellular component: nucleoplasm; P-body. The transcript is spliced from 24 exons. Gene Ontology annotation, molecular function: RNA binding; protein binding. The coding region runs from base 1471 to 7413 and encodes 1980 amino acids. Gene Ontology annotation, biological process: miRNA-mediated post-transcriptional gene silencing; positive regulation of nuclear-transcribed mRNA poly(A) tail shortening.